UCCUGUGACGCAGUGAGUUUUUAAAACAUUGUCCUUCUCAGUAAUGGCGGCUUCGUUCCCUUCGCUUUCGCUAAAUAACAAUAAAUGGUACUUCACGCGCGAACAAAUCGAAAACAGCCCAUCUCGCCGAGCGGGACUUGAUCCCGACAAAGAGCUCUCGUACCGACAGCAAGCUGCUAACCUGCUGCAGGACAUGGGACAGCGGCUCAACGUGUCUCAACUUACAAUUAACACUGCCAUUGUGUAUAUGCAUCGGUUCUACAUGAUCCAGUCCUUCACUCGCUUCCACCGGAAUGUGAUUGCUCCUGCAGCUCUCUUUUUAGCCGCAAAAGUGGAAGAACAGCCCCGCAAGCUAGAGCAUGUGAUUAAGGUGACCCAUGCAUGUCUCAAUCCUCAGGACCCGUCACCAGACACUAGGAGUGAUACAUACCUGCAACAAGCCCAAGACCUGGUCAUUCUUGAGAGCAUUAUACUCCAGACCCUGGGUAAGUUUGGAAGGGCAAGAAUGGUAUCAGCUGCAGGACAAACUACCAAGAAAUCAAAAGUGCAAGAUGGUGAUCAGUCAGAAGCCAUUUUGAACAUGAUCUCCAUGGCAUCGUCCGACAGUACAUUGGCCGGGCUGAUGAGCCUCUCCGCCCCACCCUCCGGUUCCUCCAUGGACUCCUCCGCUGACGACCACAGCAUUGCUCCCUCAUCCCAACACUGGCAGCCUCCUGCCAAGGAGCAGCCCACCACCAAUGAGCUUCAUGCACCUGCUAAGUUGUCUCUGAAUGAGUAUCGAGUGAAGCACGCAGACGAGCUGGCGGCGCAGAAGCGGAAGUUGGAGAACAUGGAGGCUAGUGUGAAACAGGGAUACGCCACUGCCGCCCAGGCACUCAUGAACCAGCAGAAGAAAGAGAAGCACCAUCACCACCAGCAGUCCAGCUCUAGUUCCUCAGACCUAAACAACCCCUCACCUAUCGUCCUGAAGAUCCCACUGGACGAGCGAACGGAACGGAGUUCCAUAAAAAUGCGCUUGGCAGUGCCAGGCCAAUCAAGCAGUGGCGGGAACAGCAGCAGUAGCAGCAGUCGAGGAUCCGAACCGGAUAUUAAAGUGCGGAUUCGGGUUCCAGAAAGGCGUAGCGGGUCCGGAGAAGACGGGAAAAGUCGCGAGAAGCACCGAGAGCGGUCCAACCACCAUCACCAUCACCACCACCACUCCUCCUCUUCCACCACCGGCUCUUUAUCAGCAUCGUCUUCCUCAUCCUCAGCACAAAAACACUCAAGUUCUGCCAGCGCUUCAGGAAGUAGCAAAAAGGUCUCAGGUGAUUCUAUGCGAACGAGUUCUUCGUCAUCCUCAUCCCGAAAAAGGACCCACCUGCCAGAUCCUUCUUCUGGCAGCCAUUCCUCGAAAGUCAGCAAAUCGUCCAGAAACUCGUUUCAGUUGCCGACGCUUCCUGGAGUGCCCUCCCACGCGAUGGGUCAGGGGUCCGACAUCCUUCCCUCGCUGAGCCUCUCGCACCAUCAGGGAAACUAUUCACACUCCAAGUUGGACAAAGCCGACACGAACGGGCACAAUACGGGCAGCCAGUCCAACGAGUACCAGGACACGUUUGACAUGUUGAACUCGCUGCUCAGUGCGCAGGGGGUGCAGCCGGCACAACCUCAGAUGUUUGACUAUCGCUCUCAGUACGGAGAGUAUCGGUAUAGCAGUAGUGCUCGCGGAGGAACCCAAGCACCACCUUUACCCUCAGAACCACCUCCACCUCUGCCGCCACUGCCCAAAUAAACCCCUUUCCGCUCAUCCGUCCACAUACGCUGAUCAAAUCAGUCGUUUUGGGAACCCUGGGUUCCUUUUGUGCAUCUAACUUAGUGAUAUUGAGUUUGACAGCAGAGUAAUGUAAGGCAAAAAAUGUACCUGGUGAAUCUUUGCCCUCAUGUUGUCUUGCGUUUUGUGCGAGCGAGUGUGUUCACAACACCCAUCUGUGGCAAUAAUGUUAUAAUAGAACAAAAUAUUGCAAAAAAAAAAAAAAAGCAAAAAUGUUAUUUAUUGAAAAAAAAUUGUACAUGCUAUUUUUGAUGUUGCUCAGUUUUAUAUCAGCUCUAACAGAAAAGCAUAAUGGAAUUAAGGGUAUGUAUUACUGAAUGAGAGGGAUCCGUUGUCCUCUUUAAAAAAAAAGUGUAACUGAAUGCAAAAAGGAAAAUGUUUUUGUUUAAUGUAUGGAUUUAAGUCUUGCUAACAAUAUAUGUCUUUUUUUAUCGAGUAUGGUAUUUAUUAUUAGCCUUUU
Messenger RNA from Sinocyclocheilus grahami, 2267 nucleotides. Its product is annotated as cyclin-T1-like. Gene Ontology annotation, biological process: regulation of transcription by RNA polymerase II. Lineage: Eukaryota; Metazoa; Chordata; Actinopteri; Cypriniformes; Cyprinidae. Gene Ontology annotation, molecular function: cyclin-dependent protein serine/threonine kinase regulator activity. The transcript is spliced from 6 exons. The coding region runs from base 44 to 1768 and encodes 574 amino acids. The record is from RefSeq and is a predicted model, not a curated record.